Xenopus laevis (African clawed frog) is the source of this 5949-nucleotide messenger RNA. It is a transcript of the gene usp47.S, whose product is annotated as ubiquitin specific peptidase 47 S homeolog. Gene Ontology annotation, cellular component: cytosol; nucleus. NCBI's taxonomy places the organism in Eukaryota, Metazoa, Chordata, Amphibia, Anura, Pipidae. The coding region runs from base 637 to 4737 and encodes 1366 amino acids. The record is from RefSeq and is a predicted model, not a curated record. Gene Ontology annotation, biological process: protein deubiquitination; regulation of signal transduction; ubiquitin-dependent protein catabolic process. Gene Ontology annotation, molecular function: cysteine-type deubiquitinase activity. The transcript has 28 exons.
AGAAAUUACCAGUGCUUCUCUUCAAUCAAAACAGCGGAGAAGCCAUUUCCCAGGAUUCCUUGUGUCUCCUGAAUUGUGCAGACUUUCUUUACUGCUUUCCUGUAAAAGGGUGUAUCCCCUGCUGGGGUAGAGGGUACUGACACCCCAAAUACAUUUAAGCCUCAUUCACCAUCUCCUUUGUUGUGCCGUUGUUCUCUCCACUGAAUCUAAAAUAUCUCCCCCCUAGGAUUUAUAUCCCUUUUCCCUCAAGUCUAAAUUGCACCCAUGUCCCUGGGCGAGUGAGUAAUGUUGUAGUAUAUAUGACAUUGGGCUGAGCAUGGACGUAGGAGGUAUCAGCUCAAAGUCUUCUAGAUAAGGAAGGAGUCAGCUUGUAUCUAAUCACAAAGGGGAAGUAACUCUGAUUUUCUUCCUUCAAAAAAAAAAAAAAGAAAGAAAACCCCAGAGUGGAAGGAUCGGGCUUCUUCUCUGAGCGGAUCAGCAAAGUUUCAUUUUCUCGUUCUACUGGUUUGUCACAAAUGGCGAUAUCUUACUCUGGAGCCAAAAAGAGCAAUUCAUUCGGAUCUUUCGUUCCCGUGCCUUUGUCAUGAAGGGUAUGGCCGCAGGUUAACCCCUGGGUUCCGACGCUCAGAUUUCCCAAUGCUUAAGUUCUUUGUGAGCUUGUUUCUCUCUUGUUCCAAGUCGAAAGACAAAUUUAGACACAUUAUCCUGAGCCAGAUCGAAAAUGCUGCUGACGAGCCAAGGGUACUGUGCAUCGUGCAAGACACCACCAACUGCAAGAACGUAAACGAAAGAAUCACGUUAAACCUCCCGGCAUCCACCUCGGUGAAGCAACUGUACGAAGACGUGUCCAGCAAGGCGGGCUAUGUGUCAGGGACGUUCAGUCUGAUGUGGGGGAAUGGAGCCAGUAAUGUUGACAUGGCGGGGCUGGAUCCAACCUCAGACAGGACUUUGCAAGAGGCUGGCUUUGAAGCAGGAAAGAAGAACUUCCUUCAUUUGACCGAUAAAAACGGGGAGCAGCCACAGCUCACAUCGGAUGAGUCAGGGACAGCAGACAGCAGUGGGCUCGAUGACAGCUCAAAGGAAAAAUUCAUUGGACCCUUACCAAGAGAAGAGUCUGUGGCCUGCACAAGCGACUAUGUCAGCCAGAACUACUCGUACUCCUCCCUUCUCAGCAAGUCAGACACAGGUUACGUGGGCCUGGUGAACCAAGCAAUGACUUGCUACUUGAACAGCCUCCUCCAAACCCUCUUCAUGACCCCAGAGUUCCGGAAUGCACUGUACAAGUGGGAGUUUGAGGAGUCCGAAAAAGAUGCAGCCUCCAGCAUCCCGUACCAGCUGCAAAGACUCUUCGUUUUACUGCAGACAAGCAAAAAGCGAGCGAUAGAAACCACAGAUGUGACUCGCAGCUUUGGCUGGGACAGCAGUGAAGCCUGGCAGCAGCAUGACGUUCAGGAACUGUGCCGGGUCAUGUUUGAUGCUUUGGAGCAAAAGUGGAAGCAGACAGAACAGGCUGACCUCAUCAACCAGCUGUAUCAAGGCAAACUAAAAGACUACGUGAAAUGCUUGGAAUGUGGCUACGAAAGCUGGAGGACAGAUACGUUCCUAGAUAUUCCACUUGUCAUCCGGCCGUACGGCUCUAACACAGCGUUUGGUAGUAUGGAAGAAGCACUUCAUGCCUUUAUUCAGCCUGAGACCCUAGAUGGACCCAAUCAGUACUUCUGUGAGCGGUGCAAGAGGAAAUGUGAUGCACGGAAGGGUCUGAAGUUCCUGCAUUUUCCAUAUCUCCUUACUCUGCAACUGAAGAGGUUUGAUUUUGAUUACACCAGCAUGCACAGGAUCAAACUGAACGAUCGUAUGACAUUUCCUGAUGAGCUAGACAUGAGUCCAUUUAUAGAAGUGGAAGAUGAGAAGUCUCCUCAAACAGAUAGCUGCACGGACAGCGGUGCUGAAAAUGAAGGCAGUUGCCAUAGUGACCAAAUGAGCAAUGAUUUUUCUACUGAUGACGCAGUUGAUGAGGGAAUCUGUCUGGAAACAAACAGCAAUACUGAAAAGCUGAAUAAAUCUGUAGCAGAAAAGAAUUCUUUGUAUGAACUUUUUUCCGUGAUGGUCCAUUCAGGAAGUGCAGCAGGGGGACAUUACUACGCCUGUAUAAAAUCCUUUGCUGAUGGCCAGUGGUACAGCUUCAAUGAUCAGCACGUAAGCAGGAUAACAGAAGAGGACAUUAAAAAAACUUAUGGUGGGUCUACGGGAACCCGCGGAUACUACUCCAGUGCCUUUGCUAGCUCUACAAAUGCAUAUAUGCUGAUAUACAGAUUAAAGAACCCAGCUAGAAAUGCAAAAUUCCUUGAAGCAGGCGAAUUUCCUGAGCACAUAAAGCUUCUCGUGCAAAAGGAGCAGGAACAGGAAGAGCAGGAGAAGCGCCAGCGAGAGAUUGAACGCAAUACUUGCAAGCUCAAACUCUUCUGCAUGCACCCAGUCAAGCAGAUCAUGAUGGAAAGUAAACUUGAAGUUCAUAAAGAUAAAACAAUGAAGGAGGCAGUUGAGAUUGCGCACAAGCUCAUGGACUUGGAAGGUGUGACUCCUCUCGAUUGCUGCCGUUUAGUGAAGUACGAUGAAUUCCAUGAUUACCUGGAGCGCUCCUAUGAAGAAGAGGAGGACCAGACAAUGGGUUAUCUGCUUGGAGGCGUCAAAUCCUCAUAUAUGUUCGACCUGUUGUUAGAAACCAAGAGGCCGGAGCAAGUAUUUCAGUCCUAUAAACCUGGUGAGGUCAUGGUCAAAGUGUACGUGGUCAACCUAAAGACAGAAACUGUAGCUCCUCCCAUCAGCGUCCGCGCCUAUCUCAGUCAGACUGUCAUGGAGUUCAAGCAGCUCAUCGCCAAGAACGUAGAUUUGCCGCCGGACACCAUGCGCGUCGUCCUGGAGCGAUGUUAUAACGACUUGCGCCUUUUAAAUGUUGCAAAUAAAACCCUCAAAGCAGAAGGAUUCUUCAGAAGCAAUAAGGUGUUUGUAGAAAGCUCUGACUCUUUAGACCUUCAGCUGGUUUUCACCGACUCUCAUUUGUGGAAACUCUUGGACCGCCAUGGCAACACCAUCAGACUUUAUGUCUCGCUACCCGAGCGCACUCCGACAGCGAGAUCCAUCGGCCCGAAAGGUGGCGGGGACUUGAAUCCUCCCGAGGACUUCUGCGGCAGGGAGGAAGGCAACGUAAAAUCGGUGGACGCCAUUCUUGAAGAAAGCACAGAGAAGCUAAAGAGCCUUUCCCUUCAGCAGCACCAAGAUGGCGGCAACGGGGACAGCAGCAAAAGCACUGAGGGCAGCGAUUUUGAGAACAUUGAUUCACCUGUAAAUGAGGCAGAAUCUUCAGGGUCAGCCGACAACAGAGAACUGGAAAACCGAAUCUUGCCAGCUGACCCUGACAACAACUUUCAGUCGGAAGAGCGGUCGGACUCUGAUGUGAACAAUGACCGGAGCACUAGCUCAGUGGAUAGCGAUAUCCUCAGCUCAAGCCAUAGCAGCGACACCUUGUGCAAUGCAGACAGCGCCCCCAUCCCCCUCGCAAAUGGACUAGACUCCCACAGCAUCACCAGCAGCAGGCGCUCCAAAGCCAACGACGGCAAGAAAGAGACGUGGGACACUGCCGAGGAGGAUUCUGGGACGGAUAGCGAGUACGACGAGAGCAGCAAAAGCAGGGGAGAAGCACAAUAUAUGUAUUUUAAAGCGGAGCCACAUGCGGGGGAGGGUUGCUUAGUGGAAGGAAGUAAAUGCCUCCUUGUAAACGUGGAUAAGAGGAUCACCUUAGCUGCCUUCAAACAGCAAUUGGAGUCUUUUGUGGGGGUGCCCUCCUCCCAGUUUAAAGUUUUCCGGGUCUAUACCAGCAAUCAGGAAUUUGAGAGUGUCCGGCUCAAUGAGACCCUUUCUUCAUUUUCAGAUGACAACAAGAUCACAAUCAGACUUGGGAGAGCUCUGAAAAAAGGGGAAUACCGUGUGAAAAUCUUCCAGCUUUUAGUAAACGAGCCUGAGCCAUGCAAGUUUUUGUUGGACGCAGUGUUUUCUAAAGGAAUGACCGUGCAGCAGUCAAAAGAGGAGCUGUUGCCGCUACUCAGGGAGCAGUGCGGGCUUGAUCUUUCUAUAGACAGGUUCCGCCUGCGAAAGAAAACGUGGAAGAACCCAGGAACAGUAUUUCUGGAUUCCCAUGUUUAUGAGAAUGAAAGUAUUUCAAGCUGCUGGGAGGUUUUCUUAGAAGUGCUGGAAGAAAAUGAGAAAAUGAAGUCCAUGUCACAGCUUUCCUUGUUUGCAAAGAGGUGGAAGCCAUCAGAGCUAAAGCUGGACCCCUUUACGGAGAUUGUGCUGGAAAGUAACAGCGUGGAUGAAUUGAGAGACAAGAUUUGUGAGAUGAGUGCUAUAACCUUGGAGAACUUAGAAUUCGCAAAGGGCCGAGGCACGUUCCCCUGUGACAUUUCAGUUUUGGAGAUCCAUCAGGAUUUGGACUGGAAUCCUAAAGUUUCGACACUGAAUGCUUGGCCGCUGUACAUUUCAGACGACGGAGCAGUCCUAUUUUACAGAGAUAAAACAGAAGAGCUGGUGGAACUGACGGACGAGCAGAGAAACGAACUGGUGAAGAAGGAAAGCAGCCGUCUGCAAAAGACCGGACACCGCGUCACCUACUCCCCUCGAAAGGAAAAAGCACUAAAAAUAUACCUAGACGGACCGUCCAAUAAAGACUCGGCACAAGACUGACAUUGGCCCCCGGGCCUGCAGCUGAACUUGAUGGGGGUUUUUUUAAUUAUUCUUUUUCCAAAACUGGUCAGCUACCCCCGAGUAGGGCCACUUUUGUCGGACACUCAAUACGUGUGACACCACUACACCAGCACUGAUUGGUGAACUGUCAGCCAACCAGCAGCCCUUUGGCUAUGGAGGUCUUUGGAAACUUCUGCACUAUGGUAGCUAAAGCUGUAAAGUGAAAAGGGAUGUGCAAAUGCAAAUUAAAAGAAAAAUAUAUAUAUAUAAAUAUAUAAAUAAACGUAAGAAACGGCAAGAGGGGUGAGUGGAAAGUCUUUGUGGCCCUAGCUCACGUACAUGCUUAGUAUUCCGGGGCCCCUGUGUAAAGGUCAGACAGUUUUUUUUAAUGUUUUUCAGUGCUGAUACACACAAUACCUCAAUGAACUUGUAGAAAUUCUAAUAUAAGCAAGGGGCCUCCGAACCACAGCGAAGGGGAUGUAGGCCUUAGGAUGUUAUUAAUAUAACGAGCUGCUGUACCAAUUAGAACUUCCUUCUCUAUAUAAGCAGGUUCCGGUACCCAAUCUUCACAGCGCUACACUUGGAACGUUCUACUGAAGUACAGAAUCUGCUGCCGACGCUUUCUACUGUCUGUUCCAAUCAGAGCGGAAACGCUUGCAUCUGUCCAAUAAAAUCAUAGAUCGCCCUUUUUCUAUCACAUAUCGAACACUGUGUACAUCAGAAUUCGUAGCCACCGAUUUAAUGCUUUUCGACCCUACUGCCAUCAUCCACAAUGCCAAUAGGGCGCCUCGUUCUACCAUACGGAAGCUCCCCUUUUUUUCUGGUACUACAGAGAUCUAUAUAUUUGCUUGGUCAUUGAUUUCAUUUCUUUUUGUUGUAUAUUUUGUUCUUUCAAAAAAUAUAUAUAUAUUUUUUUUUUUGUUUUCCACUCCACGUUUUAACUGUUUCCUGAUUGGCGAGUCGCAAAUAGAGAGCAGUUUACCGUUUUAAAUGCCGUAUAGAUACCGGUCUGCCCGCAGGGAAAGAGCUGUGCAUAUCCGAGACAUAACUUUUAUCUUUCGGGCGUCAUGACAUUUCCACAUUAACAGAUGUAAUUGCCAUCUAAUUUAUAAGAAAUCAGUCCAUGGGUUUGAUAAGUGUUUUUUUUGUUUUUUUUCCAUGCCGGAUGCUGUUUACAACACUGAACAUGCCAAUAAAAAAUUAGAAACGUUA